Molecule: messenger RNA, 983 nt
Organism: Ilex paraguariensis (yerba mate)
Lineage: Eukaryota; Viridiplantae; Streptophyta; Magnoliopsida; Aquifoliales; Aquifoliaceae
Source: the annotation of a GenBank genome assembly
CCCAAACUCUACCAUGGAAAAUUGCAGAAAAAGUCCACUUAAGCCAUGGAAGAAAGGCCCCACAAGAGGCAAAGGUGGACCUCAGAAUGCGACGUGCGAGUAUCGAGGAGUUCGACAAAGAACAUGGGGCAAAUGGGUGGCAGAAAUCAGAGAGCCCAAGAAGAGAACCAGACUCUGGUUGGGUUCUUUUGCCACUGCUGAAGAAGCAGCCAUGGCUUACGACGAAGCUGCAAGGAGGUUAUACGGGCCAGAUGCUUACCUCAAUUUACCCCAUCUGCGAUCGAAUUUCAACCCUUUAAAUAAAUCACAGAAGUUCAAGUGGUUUCCAUCCGACAACUUCAUUUCAAUGUUCCCAACGACUGGGUUGCUUAAUCUAAAUGCCCAACCCAGUGUGCAUGUCAUUCACCAGAGACUUGAAGAACUCAAAGCAACUGGGGUUUUUCGUCAGAUAUCUUCAUCAAGCUCAUCAUCCAGUGACCUGCAGAAAAAUGAAGUUCGAAGCAUGAGUGACCAACCCCACGUAGAACAUCCUGAAGGUAAGGAGAAAGAGGUAGAAUUUUCAUCGGAAACUACAUCACUUGUACGCCAAGAGAAACCUCAGAUAGAUCUCAAUGAGUUCUUAGAGCAGCUAGGUAUACUGAAAAAGGAUGAUUCAACGGAUACAACUGAGGUCUCCAGCAGUUUUACAGACCUAGAAUCCCCAUUAAAAGAUGACGAGGGACUUGGUGUUUUUGCUGAGAAAAGUUUCAACUGGGAAACACCGAGUGAAAUGCAUGGACUAGGGGAUCAUCAAGUAACAGAAGCUAGUGGCUUCCAUGCAUAUGACAUUGAUGAUGAACUGAGUUUUCCAACAUCUAUUUGGAACUUCUGAAAGAACCAGCUGCAUUGAAAGAGCAUAAUUUUAACUUCACAGAAGUUGAAUUCACUCUAGACACCACUUAUAUGUCGCAUAAAUUAGUCGGUAUUCUAUAACUUAUCCUGUG